UCCACCAAGCAGAUACAUCCGUGACAUGGAAAACCCUAUGGAGGUUUACAAUGAUGCACAGUUUAAAAAGAGAUACCGAUUUAGAAAGGAUAUUGUACACGAUAUAAUACUACCCAUGAUAGGACAGCAGGAGCCAAUUACGAAUAGAGGAUUGCCUGUGCCUUUUCUGAUGAGUGUUUUGUUAACACUACGUUUUUAUGCAACCGGUAGUUUACAGAUUGUGUGUGGUGACCUUAGAAGACUUCAUCAGGCCACCGUAAGUCGAGUAGUAAGGAGGAUUACCGACAGAAUUUCGACACAAAGUCGAAAUUUCAUCAAAUUUCCUCGUGUUGGGGAGGAACUCCAGGAGGUUUACAGAAAAUUUAACAGAAUUGCAAAUUUUCCAAACGUAACAGGAUGCAUUGACUGUACUCACGUCCCUAUAAAAAACCCAGGGGGACCCCAUGCAGAACUCUUUCGCAACAGAAAACGCACAUUUUCGAUUAAUGUCCAAGUAGUAGGUGGACCGAAUUUGGAGAUUUACAAUAUUGUCGCUCGGUAUCCAGGAAGUUACCACGACAGUCACAUUUUUAAUAGGAGUUCUGUUAAAGGUAUGUUUCAGAGAAGAGAACUCCCUGGGUAUUUAUUGGGAGACGGAGGAUAUCCUUGUUUACCGUAUCUGUUGACUCCAUUUCGGCAACCGCGUACACCGAGGGAAAUACGAUACAGCCGAGCACACAUAAGGACGAGAAAUACUGUGGAACGACUGUUCGGUGUCCUAAAACGCAAAUUCUCAUGUUUGUCCAAAAAACUGGGUAACAAAAUAGAGACGUCUUGCUCUAUUAUUGUGGCAUGUGCAAUCUUGUAUAAUAUAGCAAUUAUUCAUCAGCGUGAUGUUAUUGACGAUUUGGAUGAUAUGAAUGUUGAUAUACAUAAUGAUGAUAUAGACGUACCUAUGCCCGUACCCAAACGAUGGUUUAGGUAAUUUAUUUAGACAAAAUGUUGUAAAUAAUUAUUUUAACUAGAACAUUUAAUUCUAGUGAAUUA
Molecule: messenger RNA, 1026 nt
Organism: Aethina tumida (small hive beetle)
Lineage: Eukaryota; Metazoa; Arthropoda; Insecta; Coleoptera; Nitidulidae
Product: putative nuclease HARBI1
Exons: 3
Coding region: 26-964 (312 amino acids)
Source: RefSeq, a predicted model, not a curated record